CAGAUUCAUGCAAGCCCCGAACACUUGCCGAGAGAGAAUAUGUGUUCCUCAUUCUGGUUUUAAAUUGUUUGUUUGGAAAUUAAAGGUGAUGCAAGAAAGGACUGAACUAAAGAAGAAUGAAGUUCCCCUGCCUUUCCUUCCGGCAACCUUAUGCUGGGUUGGUUUUAAAUGAAGUAAAAACAAUAGAGACCCGUUGGCGACCAUUGCUGGCCCAGUACGAGUCCUGUACCAUUGCUGUCCACAUUGCCUUUAAAGACUGGGACGACAAAGCCUGGAAAGACAUCCUCACAAACAGACUUGGCAUGACAGUGACUCAAAUUGAAGAACUAUUGGAUGCAGGUGAAAGGUUUGGAAGAGGUGUUGUGGCAGGACUGAUUGACAUUGGGGAGACAUCACAGUGCCCAGAACUCUUGCCUCCUGAAGACAUUUUGGUACUAGAAAAUAAAGCUAUCCUGUCAGGCCUGGAGCAGAAAUACCUGACAGUUAUUUCAAACCCCAGAUGGUUGUUGGAACCUAUUCCUACACGAGGACGCAAAGAUGUCUGGCAGGUGGACAUCCCAGAGGAACUGAUUCCUUCUUUGGACUACUCCUGAAGAUUUUUUCUUUAUGGUCCCUUAACUCUACAUUUUCCAAGCUAUUGAAAUGGAGUAAUUUUCUUCUAUUGACCUUAAUGUAGACCACUAUUAUAAAGUGAGCAAGUGCCUGAUACCUUGGUGUUAUCACUCUUGCAAAUGGGGAACAUUAAUGGAAUAGUUGGGGUCACCAGUAAAAGUAUGCUUUGUUGAAGCUU
Molecule: messenger RNA, 790 nt
Organism: Lacerta agilis (Sand lizard)
Lineage: Eukaryota; Metazoa; Chordata; Lepidosauria; Squamata; Lacertidae
Product: protein CXorf40A-like
Exons: 2
Coding region: 117-593 (158 amino acids)
Source: RefSeq, a predicted model, not a curated record